Messenger RNA from Ceratitis capitata (Mediterranean fruit fly), 5608 nucleotides. RefSeq names its product protein polybromo-1 (gene polybromo). The transcript has 3 exons. Gene Ontology annotation, molecular function: protein binding; chromatin binding. Gene Ontology annotation, biological process: chromatin remodeling. The record is from RefSeq and is a predicted model, not a curated record. Gene Ontology annotation, cellular component: RSC-type complex. Lineage: Eukaryota; Metazoa; Arthropoda; Insecta; Diptera; Tephritidae. The coding region runs from base 93 to 5069 and encodes 1658 amino acids.
CAACGUGCUGAAUGCAAAAAACAAGCGUUUACAAAUUUUCUUUGGCAUUACAUAUUGCUUAUUGUGUUUUUGUGUUUUAUUUAAUUUAAAAAAUGUUGAGUCGUAAAAGACGAGCUAGCUCUAUUUCUAGCAAGCAAGAUGAAGAUCCUUUGCAAAUGGAUGAUUCUACACCGGAACAAUCUCCAGUUUUGCAAACAUCUGUGCGUAAGAAACGCCGGCCUGAUCCAAGUGAAUUGUGCCAGCAGCUGUACGAUUCAAUACGAAGCAUUAAAAAAGAAGAUGGCGCUACAUUGUGCGAUACAUUUAUCCGUGCGCCAAAAAGACGACAGGAACCUUCUUAUUAUGACAUAGUUACCAAUCCUAUUGAUUUAUUAAAAAUUCAACAAAAACUUAAAACAGAUUCUUAUGAUGAUGUCGAUGAUUUGAUGCAAGAUUUUGAGCUGCUUGUCAAGAAUGCUAAAGCAUUCUACAAGCCAGACACAGUAGAGCAUCAGGAUGCUAAUGCACUUUGGCAACACAUACUGGCUAAUAAACAUAGAAUCUUAGAUUCUAAUGGUAUAAUAGAAGAUGAACCGAAGGUAAAACGUCUAUGUCGCAAUCCCAGGCGGUUGACUGGAUCGACUAGUAAUAACGGUUCUGCUGAACUAGAAGGCGACAGUACACGAAUUGACGAUGAUUUUAAUCCUUAUGAAGAACUUUUUGCUGCAGUAAUGACAACAGUGGACUCGAGCAUGAACGAUCGACCGCUUCACCGCAUGUUUCUUCUACUGCCUUCCAAAAAAAUGUAUCCCGAUUACUACGACGUUAUUGAGCAUCCAAUAGAUUUAAGAUUAAUUGCAACUAAAAUUCAAAUGAAUGCUUAUUCGAGCUUAGUUGAAAUGGAAAGGGAUCUGUUACAGAUGACCAAAAAUGCUUGCCAAUUCAACGAGCCGGGUUCUCAAAUAUAUAAAGACGCAAAAGCCCUCAAGCGGUUAUUUACGCAAAGGCGUAUAGAUAUUGAGAGUGGUAAGGUAAAACCGUCACGUCGUAUAAAAAAUCUUUCAAGUGCGGCAAUAUCAGCUAUGAAAGAAGAUGUUGAUAGUUCCGAUGAUGAAGAAACAAGCAAAAAAGGUGAAGGGCCAAUGUGGGCACUUUUUGAUCACUUAUAUAAUGCCCCUGGAUCUUCUGAGCACCCUGGCGCAACGGGACCUCCUUUGGGUACUUCUUUAUGGAAAUUGCCAGUUCGACGUUUUCAUCCUGAGUAUUUCGAACUUAUUAAACGACCAAUCUCAAUGUCUCAAAUAAACACCAAACUAAAAAAAGGAGACUAUGCCAAUAUAAGUGAUCUUACAGCUGACCUUUGUCUAAUGUUAGAUAAUGCAAAAAAGGCAUUUCCUCCGACACAUCGGACACACAGAGACGCUGUAAAGAUGUUAAAAAUAAUGAAUAUGAAAUUAGUAGAAGAGUCCUUAGAACCGGAAACUAGCGAUAUGGAGGACGACGGCGAUAUAGAUGGAGAUUUGGAGGAUACAAUGAAUAAUAGUGGUGCGCCACGAGAAAAGAAGAAAGGACGCCCACGUAUUAAUUCCAAUAGUACAAGCGUAUCUAAUACGCCCACAAGCAAUUCACCAAAGUCUAGCAGGAUUCCAAUAAAUGCAGCUAUAAAAAAGAAAAUAUUGAGUAUUCAAAAAUACUUGGUUGAUUUUACAAUAAGUAAUCGCAGACCAAUUGAAUUGUUCAUGGAGAAACCUCCAAGAAAAAUUUAUCCGGACUACUAUGACAUAAUACAAAAUCCAAUUGAUAUGAAUACGAUUGAUCAUAAUAUCCGCUGUGAUAAAUAUGCCACGGUGGAAGAUGUAGUAUCUGAUUACCGUCUAAUGUUUUCUAAUUGUAGACAGUAUAACGAGGAAGGCUCUACCAUAUAUGAAGAUGCCAAUAAUUUGGAAAAAGCAUUAAAUGAAAAACUAAAAGAAUUUCCUGGCUUAGCUGAUAUUAAGAAACCAUUGCAAAAAUUGACCAAAACUGGUGGUCGCAGGAAAACUGCAGUCGUUGAUAAAAUGUGGCAGUUUUAUGAGACAUUGCGAGAAUAUCAGGAGCCAAAAGGAAAACGACAAUUAUCAUUAAUAUUCACGAAAUUACCAUCGAAGAGUGAGUACCCAGAUUAUUAUGAUAUUAUAAAAGAACCGAUUGAUAUGGAGCGUAUAGCACAGAAAUUGAAGCAAGGUAGCUAUGAGAGCGUAGAUGAGUUGGGUGCAGACUUCCUCUUAAUGCUUGAGAAUGCUUGUAAAUAUAAUGAACCAGAUUCGCAGAUAUACAAAGAUGCGCUUGUGCUGCAACAACUGACUUUGCAAUUAAAACAGAGCUUGAGGAGUGAACAAUCUUCAACACCAGAUAUAGCACUUGCUGUACAAGAAUUAUUGCUCAGUUUGUUUACGCAGCUAUACAAUCAUCAAGACGAAGCAGGUAGAUGUUAUUCUGACUCUUUGGCUGAAGUGCCUGAAUAUGAUGAGCUUCCUGAUGGCAGCGGCAAAUUGAGUAAAAUACGAGGAAUUUCCUUAGACUUAAUAAAACGGCGUUUGGAUAAGCUUGCAUAUAAGCGAUUAGACGUAUUUCAAGAAGAUGUGUUUUCAUGCCUUGAACGCGCACGUCGUUUAUCUCGUACAGACUCAGAUGUUUUCCAGGAUUCAAUUGAGCUACAAACCUUCUUUAUUAAAAAAAGAGACGAGAUGUGCAGAGAUACAUUUAGCUCCCCUGCUCUUCUCUACACUGUGGAAAAUUUAUUAGCCGAAGUAGAGGCGAUGCGCCAACAAAAACUAGCGCAAGAAGAUCAAGACCAAGAGGAUAAAGACGAUUUAGAUACCGCUGCGAUGCAAGGAGAAAGUAUGACUAUCAAUCAAAAGGUAUUUUCUCCAGGAGAUUUUGUAUACUUUCAGCUACCAGAAAACAAAAUACCCAGCAUUGCAUAUAUUGAACGUCUUUGGACUGCUGCAGAUAAUGUAAAGUGGAUGCAUGGCUCCGUAUUCUUACGUCCACAUGAAACGUACCAUGUGGCUACACGUAAGUUUCUUGAAAUGGAAGUAUUCAAGAGUAGUGUUUCUCAAACAAUCCCAAUGGAUAAAGUGCUUGGGAAGUGCUACAUAAUGCAUAUUAAAGAUUAUAUAAAAAUGCGUCCAGAAGGUUUUGCUGAUAAAGAUGUUUUUGUUUGCGAAUCAAAGUAUAAUAGCCGAGCACGCUGCUUCAAGAAAUUCAAAAUAUGGCCCUUCGUACGUGUAAACGAUCCUGUGCGUUUUAUACCCCGGGAGGAACCCUUGGAGUUGCGUAGAGUCAUGUCCGUUUUUAAAGAACGCAUUGAAAAGCACAAAGGAGAAUUGGAGGAGCUUAAAUUGCAGGAGACAUUAGUAGAGAAGGAAAAACCUAAUGUAGUGUGCGAUGCCCCACCGACAAAUGUUGAGCCUAAUAGUGUCUACUAUCAGCAAUAUAACACUAUUUGCAGUGGUGCAGUUAAAGUUGGCGACUUUGUAUAUGUAGCUACGCAAAGUGGAAAACAGUCCAUUGCGCAAAUUCAUCAAAUAUGGGAAAACUCAAGCAAAUCAUAUUUUAAAGGUCCUUGGCUCUUAACACCAAGCGAGAUAGUAUCUCCAUCAAAUAAGCAAUUCUAUCGGCAAGAACUUUUACUAUCAACCGUUGAAGAUGUUAGUCCACUUAUAGCCAUUGUUGGUCGUUGUGCAGUAUUGGAAUGUAAUGAAUAUAUUAGUUGUCGACCGACGGAGAUACCAGAAAGUGAUGUCUACAUUUGUGAGUCAAUUUAUGAUGAAUUGAGGAAAUCCCUACGUAAACUUAAUACACUCGGCGGCUUACGUAAAUUUCAAUACAGUUGUGAGGUAACUCAGGAUGAGAUUUUCCAUUUCAAAACACCUAUAAAGCCUAUUAAGGAGAUCAAGGGUUCCGAAGGUCAAGAAAACUUAUGUUUGCUUGAAGAUUCAUUAGAUGGUAAUCCCCCUUCAGUGAAUUCAGAUGUAGCUGCAAUAUCGUCGCCAGCACCUUCGGUGUCUUCUACACCCAUAUCGUCGAAAAUAAAAAACAAAACUUCUAAAAAGAGUCUUACUGGUUAUAUUCUUUAUUCGAGUGAGGUUCGCAAAGGUAUUAGUCAAAGUAAUCCCGAAGCCUCAUUUGGCGAUAUUUCACGUAUGGUCGGUACUGAAUGGAAGAACUUGCCGGCUAGUGUAAAACAAAGUUGGGAAGACCGCGCAUCACGACUAAACGAGGAGUCAGCUGCACGUCGAGAAAUAGAUGAAAGCUUAAACUUUGCUGGGGGUGGUGCAAGUGGUAGUCCGGGCCCAAGUGAGCAAGGAAACGGUCAUAUAUUUGAAUGUCUAUGGGAUAAAUGCGACUAUCAAUUCGAGGACAGUGUAGACUGCAUGGAGCAUUGCAUACAAGAUAGCAGUGGUCACGUCCAACGUACCGCUAUGCAGGGCAACGAUACUGAAUUCACUUGCUUAUGGCGCGGUUGUAUUCGUAUGAAAAAAAAUAUGCAAGCAUUUCCAACAUUGUUGCGUCUCAUUAAGCAUGUCAGAGAGGUACACUUAAACAAGGGUGGAAAAGUUAUUCUUCCAAAUGAACGCAGUAAGAAUUUCGUGCACAGAAAAAAUCAAAAACCCUCGCAAGGCGUGCAAAUAAAUGUACAAUCCCAUCAAGCUCCACAAUCGGGUAUGUCGCCUCGAUGUGCCAACGGUAAUAAUGGCGAUAAUGGUGCACCAUCACAGAAUCCAAUACAAGCUGUGGGACCACCACCUGAGCCAAUGUUUGUAACAGUGCCACCAAGGCCUCAACGCGUACUUCACUCCGAGUCGUACAUUAAAUACAUUGAAAGUUUGCAAAAUACUUCAGGACCAUCGCAGAAGCCCACCUGGAAAGCUGGAUUGAAGAAGGCAACAGUGGCAGAUGUGACUGUCAGGCCGGGCAUCACUUUACCUUCCAAUUGGUUGGGUAAAUAUGCCGGUGGUACCACAGAAGAUGCUGUGACAGCAUUAUGUCAUUUACGUAAUUUUAUGAUGGACGAUGCACUACAAAUUCAUCGCAGCUGCUACUAAUAUUAUAUAUAUAUAUGCUUUUUUACAUGCGAGGGAAACCUUAUUUUCGAAUGUCUUUUUAAGGCCUUAGGUGGUAGGUUGAGUUCUUAAUGAUUUAGUGACUACAGUUUUAAUUUAAAAUUAAAUGUUGAACGACGGGAUUUUAUGCAAAGUAUCCCAGAAAUGAUUAUUAUUAAAUUUUUGUUUUGAAAAGACGUAAUAACAUGGCAUACAUAUUUGCAAAUAGCAGCAAACAGAAGAUCUUACGGUUUUUACGACUCAACAAAAAAAAAAAAAAGAAAAAACAUUUUUAAUUUUUAGAUAUUUAGAAUUUUAAUGGUGGUUAGUUAUACAAGAACUUAAAUUUGACAACCACUUUACAAGAUUUGUAUCUUUCAUUAUUACACAAUAGUAUAUGAAAACGUUGUAUUCAUAUUAACAUAAAUAUGCAUUAUGCAGAUAUGCAGACAUGCCUGCCUAAUCGAUAAUCAUAAAGCUACUAAUAUACAUACAUACAUUUGUAUGACUCUGUAAAACAAUAAAAUAUGUAAUCAACUUAA